Molecule: messenger RNA, 327 nt
Organism: Fibroporia radiculosa
Lineage: Eukaryota; Fungi; Basidiomycota; Agaricomycetes; Polyporales; Fibroporiaceae
Exons: 2
Coding region: 1-327 (108 amino acids)
Source: RefSeq, a predicted model, not a curated record
AUGUCGUCUGCUUCCACCGCCGCUUCCCGUCUCUCCACUCCCUCGAUCGUCACCAACAAGACGACCUUGGUCCGCACCAAGGGGGGCGUGCUCCCCAAAGACAUGGCCGAGGCGAUCCAGACCGCGAUUGCCAAAGUCGAAGCCACAUACCCUGACCUGCUGAUCCGCUUCGGUACUAUCAUUCCAGAGUGGACGUGGGCAAAGAACGCCCGAGAUCGCCACGAACUCGAGGCUCACGUUGCCGCCGAAGAGGCCGAGAUCGCCCACCUUGUGGCAGAAGAAGCCAAACGCCUCCGCCUUGCUGCCAAAGAGGAGGAGCGCCUCUGA